UGUUGCCUUACGUUCGUCUGUGCUUGGCGGCAAGAUGGCGGCUCCCGGGUCUGGCGGUCCGUCCGGUUCAGUGGAUGAUCUGUUUUCGACGUUUUACACCGAGGUUAAGCAAAUUGAAAAACGUGAUUCUGUAUUAACCCCAAAGCAGCAGAUAGAAAGACUGAUUAGACCUGGGUCAUCCUACUUUAACUUAAACCCUUUUGAGGUCCUUCAGAUUGAUCCAGAAGUAACAGAUGAGGAAGUCAAGAAGAGAUUUCGACAGUUAUCAAUACUUGUGCACCCGGAUAAAAAUCAAGAUGAUGUUGACAGAGCCCAGAAAGCUUUUGAAGCUGUAGACAAAGCCUAUAAGAGUCUCCUAGAUCCAGAGCAGAAAAAGAGGGCGCUAGAUGUCAUCCAAGCUGGAUAUGAAUAUGUUGAGCAUAUUGCAAAAGAAAAAAAAAAACAGUUGAAGAAGGAAGGGAAAUCAGUAAUAGUUGAAGAAGAUGACCCUGAAGUGUUCAAACAAGCUGUGUACAAACAGACUAUGAAGCUCUUUGCAGAGCUUGAAAUCAAACGAAAAGAGAGAGAAGCAAAGGAUAUGCAUGAACGGAAGAGGCAGAGAGAAGAAGAAAUAGAAACUCAAGAAAAAGCCAAAAGGGAAAGAGAGUGGCAGAAAAAUUUUGAGGAAAGUAGAGAUGGGCGAGUGGAUAGCUGGCGGAGCUUCCAAGCCCACAAAAAAGGCAAAAAAGAAAAAAAGUCGAGGACCUUUUUAAAACCACCAAAAGUGAAGAUGGAGCAAAGAGAGUGACUCUUCCUGUCCCACCCCGCACACAGAAUAUGCCCUACUUUGGUUUCUAUGAACUGCUUAUAUACCUUUUAUUUAAGUUCCCUGUCUGAUGCCAGCAUUUCAUGCUAUCUGCUGGUGGCAGGGACACUUAAACUUUACUCCCCUUUUGUACAGUUGAGCCGUUCCUUUUAAUGCUUUUUUUUUUUUUUUUUUUUUUGGCGGGGAAUUGCUUGUAAUUUAAUGUUUUGUACCAUUAUCGUUUGAUGUCAACUAGCCAUUGUACAUUAGAAGUGUGACAUUAAAGGAAAUAUUUAGAAGUC
Messenger RNA from Xenopus tropicalis (tropical clawed frog), 1086 nucleotides. It is a transcript of the gene dnajc8, whose product is annotated as DnaJ heat shock protein family (Hsp40) member C8. The record is from RefSeq and is marked provisional. Lineage: Eukaryota; Metazoa; Chordata; Amphibia; Anura; Pipidae. Gene Ontology annotation, cellular component: nucleus.